AUGGCAACUGAACAAUCCAAAAUGAAAGCCUGGCUCUACAGUGACACAACGGGUGGCCUUGAAAACAACCUCAGCUUCACCUCGGAAGCCCGCACCCCACCCGCACUCCGCAACGACGAUGUCCUAAUUACAGUCCUCUCAGCCUCCCUCAACCCAGCCGACUACAAACUCCCAGAAAUGGGCCUAUUGAUGCGGAAGCUGGUUAUCGGCACUCCCGCCUCCCCGGGAAUGGAUUUCUGCGGCCGCGUAGUCGCAACAGGACCCGACGCGACGAAUUUCUCACCGGACCAGCUAGUCUACGGAAAUCUGGGCAAGCCCUGCCAAUUCGGGACCCUAGGCGAGCUUAUAGUGGCGUCAGCUAGCUUGCUGGUUCAUCUACCGGAAGGCGUGGAGGUUGAUCAUGCUGCUACACUCGGCGUUACCGGGCAGACGGCGUACCAGUCAUUGAAGGGGUAUGUCAGUGCCAAUGAUAAGGUCUUUAUUAAUGGUGGGUCUGGUGGAUGUGGGAUCUUUGCUAUUCAGAUUGCGAAGGUGAUGGGGUGUCAUGUUACGACUACUUGCUCGGCGAAGAAUGUUGAAUUUUGUCGGGGGCUUGGUGCUGAUGAGGUUAUUGAUUAUACCGCCGAAGAGGAUCUCGUUGCAUCGCUGUGUGAGAGGGGUGUCGUGUUUGAUCAUAUUGUUGAUCAUAUUGGAUACCCUGCUGCGUUGUAUCACCAGUCCCAUCAUUACUUAGCGCCCGGGAAGACGUUUGUGCAGGUUGGGGCUCCUGGUGUGGGGACCUUUGCUGGACGGAUGCUUUUGCCUGGUUUCCUGGGUGGGGGGAAGAGGAAGUAUGUAGUUUUCGUCACUAAAAACAGCAGGGAAGAUCUUGUUCAGCUUGGGGAGUGGGUUCAGAAGGGGGCUAUCAAGGUUCAGCUGGAUACGGCUUAUGAGCUUGAGGAUGCUGUGAAAGCAUUCAAGCAGCUGCGGUCUGGCCGGGCUAGGGGAAAGAUUAUUGUUCAUGUUGCUAAGUCUUGA
Penicillium arizonense is the source of this 1017-nucleotide messenger RNA. Its product is annotated as NAD(P)-dependent alcohol dehydrogenase. The record is from RefSeq and is a predicted model, not a curated record. The coding region runs from base 1 to 1017 and encodes 338 amino acids. Gene Ontology annotation, molecular function: oxidoreductase activity. The transcript has a single exon. Lineage: Eukaryota; Fungi; Ascomycota; Eurotiomycetes; Eurotiales; Aspergillaceae.